Messenger RNA from Synchiropus splendidus (mandarinfish), 2304 nucleotides. RefSeq names its product DENN domain-containing protein 11-like. Bases 235 to 1725 code for a protein of 496 amino acids. The transcript has 9 exons. Lineage: Eukaryota; Metazoa; Chordata; Actinopteri; Syngnathiformes; Callionymidae. Gene Ontology annotation, cellular component: cytoplasm. The record is from RefSeq and is a predicted model, not a curated record.
UUGAACGCACCUCAGAUUAAACGGAGGAGUAGCCCUCUCCUCCAAACAGCAUCAGAUUAAUUCCGUGCAGAACACGCGGAUUAAGGAGACGACGACGAUGUGAUGCGAUGCUCGAGAGCUCUUGGGAAUAAGUCAGCGGUGUGGGUGUAGGGCUCGACCCCGGAUGGAGCCGCAGUCUGUCGGCUGAGACAUCAUUCACGACCCACGGCGGUGAGAGCGACGAGGCGGUGCAGGAUGGUGGAACGGUCGGAUCGAGCCCCGCUGCUGGACUGGGAGGAGGUCCCGUCCGCGGAGAAGCCGCCGGGAGAUGAGGAACAAGCGGCGCAUCCUUGCAGGGACCGGCUGUCCAGCCCGUCCAAUAGCCGGGUUCUAACAGCGUCGCCGGGGUACGGGUGGAGCGGAGGCGGCGGUCUGGGGAGUUCGGGACCCGCCAGGUCUGAUGGCUGCAGCGCCCCGCCCGUGAGCCCCAACACCGGGGCAGACGACCAGACUUUCACGGGCGAAGAGGAGCAUUUAUCGGAUCCGGAGUCCUUGGAGGCGCCGCUGGAGGACCAGAUGGUGAAAUGGGAGGAGAGCGACCAGAUAGUGUCGGUGUUUGUGGUCGCAUUCAACACCAGAUCAGGCAACAUGCUGGAGUGGUGCCUACCCAAAGACAUGGACCUGGAGGGGGUGGAGUUCAAAGCCAUAGCCAGCGGGUCACACAGAGUCACCACAGACUUCAUAUACUUCCGGAAAGGCUCAUACUUUGGCUUGGCAUGCUUCGCCAAUAUGGCAGUGGAGAGCACAGUGGAGCGAGGGGCUAGAAUGAAGUCGGUCGGGAUCCUGUCGCCGUCCUACACUCUUCUUUACCGCUACAUGAGCUUCCUGGAGCAUCAGGUCAAGCUCCAGCUACAGUCACCAGGUCACUACUCCCCACUUGAAGCCUUUUACGAGGACAAGAGAGCACUGCUGCCCCCCAGUGGGGAGGACAUUGUAACCACAUGCCCAGCAAACGCCUGGGGAGCGGCCAUCAAUCACAGCAUGCACCCGGAGAUGAAGAUCACCCAUCCAGCUGGAUGCAUGUCACAGUUCAUCCGCUUCUUCGGGGAGCAGAUCAUGGUCUUGUGGAAGUUGGCGCUACUCCGCAGACGGAUUCUCAUCUUCUCGCCGCCGCCUGUUGGUGUGGUCUGCUACAGAGUGUACUGCUGCUGCUGCCUGGCCAACAUCUCCAUCCCAGGCGUGGGCGUGGCGGUGCCGGAGUUCCGUCCCUUCUUCUACGUCAACGUUGCCGACAUCAGCGCUCUGGAGAACGAGCUUUCUUACGUCGCCUGCACAACAGAGAAGAUCUUCGAGGAGAAGAAGGAUCUGUAUGACGUUUACGUGGACAAUCAGAAUGUAAAGACCUACAGGGAAGGUCUGAAGCCUCUGCUGCGCCUCAGCACCGCAGACAGAGAGAAGUAUCGCAAACUCACUGAACAGAGACAGAUGCUGCUGUACUCUCAAGAGGAAAACGGCGACUGUGUGUCGAGUGAAGAAGAUUUGUUCAUACUGUUUUUCUUGGAGCAGAACAACAGAAUAUUCCAGACGCUCAGCGAGGUGGCGGGGAGCUGCGAUCCCACCCUGACCCAGGAGAGCGUGAGGGCCAUGGGCCUGGACCCUCAUGGCGACAGGCUCUUCUUGCUCCACCUGCUGGACAUUUAUGGAUAUGACACACUGAUGGUGUCCGAGCAGCUGUGCUGCAGCUGAAGGACACCACCGAUCCUCUCCCAGUCUGUCGCUGAAGUCUGCUACAUUGCGAGUUACGGAAGGUGACUCAGAAGUCGGAGACCUCUUAUUCACGCAACUGAUGAAGCAGAUGUGGCAGGGCGCUGACGCAGAAAGGGACAGAAGGUUCUGACUGCGAACGUGACCAGUGCCAGCCCUGUUUUGUUUUCCAUUGUGUUUAGUGGGACGUCCGCUUUUAAGAGACUGGACAGUAGUUCUGUUACAAAGCUCCAACUCAAACAUAUCACACUCAUCAGAUGUGAAGGUGUUAGCGGGCCAAAAGGUGCCUGAAACACUACGUGACUCCGUUUAUAUCCAGCUGUUUCUGUUGUGAUAUUGAUUUGUAAAUAUUUCACUGUUUGUGCAGAAGUGGGAUCCAGUGAAUGUGUUUUCUAAAGACGACCAAGAACCCACAAAACUUCUUUUGUGUCAAACCGUCUUUUCUUUCCCGACAUCCAUGCACCUUAAUCUCACAACCCCUGUCGAAAUGGAUCGUCCGACUCAAGUUAAAACAUUUAUUUAUUACACUGUAAACCGUUUCACAAUUAAAGUGCAAGAAGA